Molecule: messenger RNA, 1811 nt
Organism: Annulohypoxylon truncatum
Lineage: Eukaryota; Fungi; Ascomycota; Sordariomycetes; Xylariales; Hypoxylaceae
Exons: 1
Coding region: 522-1811 (429 amino acids)
Source: RefSeq, a predicted model, not a curated record
GUAAUGGAACAACCCAACUUGUUUCCUACUAUUUCCCCUUUUUAUUAAUAAUAAUAUCCGCUGGUGGGGCGAUUAACUUAAUAGGUACUCUCCUUUUACCUCCUUUACCCCCUUUUUACCCCUUUUACCGUGUUACAUACUAGGUACUUAAGUUGGCUUCGUGCUAACUUUUAAGGGGGUAAUUGUGUUAUUAAUAAUUAAUAAUCUACUCUUUAUUAGAUAAAAUUAUGCUUUGUAAAGCAGUGAACAAUGCAUCUUAUAAGCGAAUAGAAUUGACUUCAAAUAAAGGCAUUGUUUCCAACGUCCGCCGAGUGAUUAAAUCGACUGCUUCAUUGAUAAUGAUUUAGGUAUAAUAUGCAUUCUUAUUUAUAUAAGUCCAUCAUAUAUAUUUCUACCAAUGCUGUUAAUAUUCUCAUAAUCUUCAUCAUACCUAGGUCCCUAUUUACGCAUACGUACUCCAGUCUUCAACAUUACUAACUUCGGAAACCUCCUUAAGGAAACUUACCACCACUUUCCUAGAAAUGGCAGACGACGGAUUAGAUUUUCUACGACGGCAGCAGGACGAAAUAGUUGAGUUCUAUGAUCAACAUGCCGACUAUACAGGACAUUGGUAUAGAGAGCACGCUGAUCCAUUGUAUGAAUUCGAGCCGUACAAUCCAGAGGGAAGAUUCUACACCAAUCGCUUACUCCUAGAAGAUAUAGAUGUUCUUUACCUGCGCGCAGACUUUUAUCAUCGGAAUGGCAUACCCCAUGAGGUCUCAACGCCCGGAGGCUGGAGGUCUUUCAGGUUGUGGAUGCUGGAGGUCGCCCGAUCAUGGUGGCAAACCGUGGACCGACCUGCCCUUAAUCCAGAGAGCUUCGGGGAUAUCUAUGAGAGAGGAAAUGUCAAUUUCUUCCAGGUAAUGAGGUCCCGCGUAGACCGGCAGGUAAAGUACGCUGUCUGGACCAACUUUGCGCGCCGGCGCCAUUGGGAAGCUUUGACCAUGUCCCACGAAGGCUAUGACCGAAGCUACGCUAUUCGGCUGCGGCAAGAAGGAAUCAUGUACAGCCUAUGCGGCAUGGAUGGCUCUCUUGUUAGUGGUGACGAUAGUCAGGAGGCAGAGUCUUUUGCGCGAUUUCUACGUUCUCCAGCCGUUCGACUGCCUUGGGAGGAGUUCGGGGAGGACUGGCUAGCGUCGCACCAUGAUACAUCGAACCCGAAAUGGAACCAAGUACAAUCUAUCUUAGCAAACCCAGAUCUUGCUACCUAUAGGAGGCGCGCUUAUGGCGUGGGAAUACCGGACGAGCGUAGGAGACUUGACAAAACAAACUGGAGCUAUGAAGACCAUGCUAUAAGAUUUAUCAUAUCUGUCUACCACCUAGGAGUGGCAGUACUGGCUGAGGAUGGAAUCGGACCAGAUGAUCCGUUGAGUGGCUGGCGUAGCUGCUUGUUCAAACAGACGAACACCCCUGAUAUUGAAGAUCGCCAUUGGUUUGGAUUUUGUUUACUCAUGUUACUUACGGUAAGCUGGCAGCAUAAUGUAAGGCACCCAACAAUUCACUAUAAUGACCGCUUAGUUCCAGCGAUUUAUCCGGAUUACGCAGGGGGAGAUUUUAGUUUUCCAGAUACUGAGGUUGGAAUGGUCAAUUUAUCUCCGCUUACUCCGUGGAUUAUUUAUCCACCGUACGAAUGUCCAUUUGAUUUCCACACGACAGCUAGUUUGGGAGUAACUCAAGCGGGUGAACAUCUUGCGUUAGAGCAACGAGAAUCCGAGACAGAGCUUGCGGAUAAUGGUGGCAGACUUCCAGGCCACCCCCCACGCGAUGAAUAG